This is a messenger RNA of Staurois parvus, 483 nucleotides long. The record is from the annotation of a GenBank genome assembly. NCBI's taxonomy places the organism in Eukaryota, Metazoa, Chordata, Amphibia, Anura, Ranidae.
GAUAUAGUGAAUGCAGGGUCCGGGGGUGAGAGCAGAUAUAGUGAAUGCGGGGGUCCGGGGAGGGCGGAUAUAGUGAAUUAUGGAGAUAUAGUGAAUGCGGGGUCCGGGGAGAGCGGAUAUAGUGAAUGCGGGGUCCGGGGGAGCGGAUAUAGUGAAUGCUGGGUCCGGGGAGAGCGGAUUAUAGUGAAUGCGGGGUCCGGGGAGAGCGGAUAUAGUGAAUGCGGGGUCGGGGAGAGCAGGAUAUAGUGAAUGCAGGGUCCGGGGGUGAGCGGAUAUAGUGAAUGCGGGGUCCGGGGAGAGCGGAUAUAGUGAAUGCGGGGUCCGGGGAGAGCGGAUAUAGUGAAUGCGGGGUCCGGGAGAGCGGAUAUAGUGAAUGCGGGGUCCGGGGGAGAGCAGAUAUAGUGAAUGCGGGGUCAGGGGAGAGCGGAUAUAGUGAAUGCGGGGUCCGGGGAGAGCGGAUAUAGUGAAUGCGGGGUCCGGGGA